ACCGCCACCAUUAUCACCAUCAGCAGUAACGCUUGAACGUUUUCAUAAGAACUGAAUAUUUUCGAGCGGUUGAGCUUGUUGUUUACAGCAUUAUGUUGUGACACUGACGUUGAACUAAUGAACAUGUGUUCUGCAGGCCCCUACUCUUGUGCUGGUGCCUCCUGGUGCAGCUCAUUAAGCUAGAAAAGAAUAAUAAUAAAAAAAGAUCAAAAGUUCAUGGUGAGGUGGUACAGGGAAAGAAGGAAAGAGUAAACAACUUUUUUUUUUUCGGAAAACUGUGUUCAACCUGAGGGGCUUGAAUAGUUGCUUAGGGACACGCCUCACAUGCUUUUAGACACUAUAACGAAAAAGAAGACUUCGGAGGUCUUAAGAACCACGAGUCACAAAAACAAGAUUCAGAAGUGGACUGGCAUGGUGACUGCUGGACGUCCUACAUCACAAUAGAAGCAACAAGCGAGCGGCGCCCAUUCUUCCGUAUUUUUAUUGGCAAGUAGCAGCAUGAGCGUUUUUGGAGGACUUACAAAAUAAUAGAGAAGACACAAGAAUUGUAGGGGUCAGAGACACCCCUAGAGCCAUUCCCAAGACACAAGCACAAUGCCAGGUGUGAAGCGAGCCAGAGACAAUGAGAGGGAGGACCAUGACACUGAGAAUGAGGAGGAACAGGACUCGGACAGCGACCGGAGCUCCCUUGAUGAGUCUAUAUCCUCAGAUGGUACAGAAUCGGAUGACUCUUCAGAGCUGGAUGAGGAGGAGUGUGAUAGAAGGCGUGGCGAGUACCUGACUGACCUCACUGACUUGGAGCGGCAGUUCUCACUUCUUCGUGAACAAUUGUACCGGGAAAGAGUGACUCAAGUGGAGGCCAAGCUUGAGGAGGUGAGGCUUGGGGAGGCAGCCGAGUACCUUAUCCCAGUAGAGGAACUGCAAGAAGGCCGUCGUGUGAGGCUGGAGGUGGCUCAUGUCCUCCGUCAGUUUCGGCUGCAGAAUAUCACCAACAAAUAUGAAGCUGAGAAAUCUGCAUCACAACAAAAUUUUGAGCUGGGAGGUGCACUAAAGGGUUUGAUAGAGGAUACAUGCUGCAGGGAAUGCGGGAAUGAGAAGGUGAUGCUAUGGGAUUCCAUAGAAAGUGAACUGGAAGAUAAAAUUCGGCGAUUGGAGGAGGACCGCAAUAAUGUUGAUGUGACAAGCCAGGUCUGGGCAGAGCAAAAUCUACAUAGGAAGCGGCGCAGACAUAGACAGCAGGGAUCCAACAGUUCUACAGACCGCAAGAGAAAGAAACCAACAACAGUGGCUGGCCCAUACAUUGUGUAUAUGCUUCGUGAACCGGACAUAGUGGAUGACUGGACCAUGAUCAAGAAGGCUCUCACUGCCUCCAAGCGCAAGACCAAAUUUGGGAAAAUCACAUCUCCUCGUCACUAUGCUGAAGGUUUAUCGCUGUGAGAUUGGAUAUCACCUGUUCCAAAAUGUUCACCUGAUGGAUAUCACCUGUUCCAAAAUGUUCACCUGAAUUUGUGAUGCUGUAGCCUGAACAGUACAGACUGCUUGUGAAGCAGGUCCAAGAGGAAACCCCUUACACACUGUUGUGAUAAGUCCAUCACACAGCUACAAAAGAGGAUAAUAUUUUUAUCAAUGCUUUUUUUUUUUUAUCUGAGAUUUCAUGUAUGAACAAUAAAUAACUUAUUGGCUGCUCUCUGAACAAGAGUCAACAUCAAA
Molecule: messenger RNA, 1710 nt
Organism: Portunus trituberculatus (swimming crab)
Lineage: Eukaryota; Metazoa; Arthropoda; Malacostraca; Decapoda; Portunidae
Gene: Brms1
Product: breast cancer metastasis-suppressor 1-like protein
Exons: 9
Coding region: 595-1437 (280 amino acids)
Biological process (GO): negative regulation of transcription by RNA polymerase II
Cellular component (GO): Sin3-type complex
Molecular function (GO): histone deacetylase binding
Source: RefSeq, a predicted model, not a curated record